Molecule: messenger RNA, 1401 nt
Organism: Oncorhynchus tshawytscha (Chinook salmon)
Lineage: Eukaryota; Metazoa; Chordata; Actinopteri; Salmoniformes; Salmonidae
Product: tissue factor pathway inhibitor 2-like
Exons: 5
Coding region: 149-865 (238 amino acids)
Biological process (GO): negative regulation of peptidase activity
Cellular component (GO): extracellular region
Molecular function (GO): serine-type endopeptidase inhibitor activity
Source: RefSeq, a predicted model, not a curated record
UACUUCGGGUUUGUAUGGAAAUGAGCCAUUAUAGCCCGCCCCUCGAGCCGCUUUGGAAAGCGUUUACAAGAGUAUAAAUGGCUGUACUGAUGGUGCGAAAAGUUAGAAGAGUUAAGGAGAAUUGAACUUGGGGAAAAUCUACAACAAAAUGGAGCUCAGUUCAUUGAUUUUUCUGAUCCUUUCAUGCUCUCUUUGUUACGUUUUUGCAUUGUCACCGAAACAAGAGGUGUGUCUACUUCAAGUAGAUGAGGGACCUUGCAGAGGAGAUAUCCAACGUUACUACUACAAUACUAUCACUCAACAAUGCGAAGAGUUUGUCUAUGGAGGCUGCCAAGGGAAUGCAAACAACUUCAUGAGUUUUCUGGCGUGUCAGAAAGCAUGUUUUAGAAUACCAAAGGUCCCCCAGAUCUGCAGGUUCCAGAAAGAGGUGGGUCCCUGUCGGGCCAAUUUCUUGAGCUACUUCUUCAACAUGAUCACCAUGCAGUGUGAGCAGUUCGUCUACGGAGGCUGUCAGGGCAACGAGAACCGCUUUCAGGACCAGUUGUCUUGCAUGGAGUACUGCAGACCACACAAAACUACUCCUGUGCUCUGCCUGGAUCCCCUGGAUAAAGGAGGAUGUGCUGCAUCUAUACCGCGCUACUACUACAACUCAGCCUCCAGGAUGUGUGAGCAGUUCAUCUAUUCAGGUUGUGGAGGAAGCAGCAACAACUUUAUAUCCAGACAAAGCUGCAUGGACAUCUGUGCUAAAGCUGGGAAACCAUGGAUAAGCAGAAAAACAGGCAGAAGAGCAGGCAUGAUGAGAACAACUUCCAAAAACCGUAUUAGAAUAAAGCCUAAUAACAAUAUUAAAUGGUCAACAAUUUGAUUCAGUGAUUUUAUUCAAAGGGGCACAUGAAUUGACUAUAAUUGAACUAUCAUUGACAUGUUGAAUUGUAUUUUUUUUACUGCACCAUAAUUGACUUGCUACUUGCACUGCCUUGUCUGUAAUGGUUCAUUGUGAUGCAUAGUUGAAAAUAGCAAACCAAUCAAUCAAAUGUGAAUCGACCUACACCAGCAGUAUUUUUGCUGAGUACGUUUCUCAAGACAGUUUGUAUUGUAGUAUACAUUUACCAUGGCAACUAUCAUACAAUAUAAAAAUAUAUUUUUGUAGAAUUUUUUUAAAUGUAUUUUAGAUUUUUAAAAAUACUUUAACAGUUUAGUGUUUUCCACCAUUUAUGAUGAAGUUAUACUGAGGCACUGUUUAAAUUGUUAAGCAAUAUUAGCAAAAUAAUUUAUGUAUUGUUUUGUGUUUUCAACAUAGUACAUUUUAACAAAAACCUUUGCUUAACUUUAUAUUAAGUUUUCACACCAUGACAUAAUGGAUAUAAUAAAAUAACUCAAGACAUUUUUGUCUGUACACUA